Molecule: messenger RNA, 2605 nt
Organism: Actinia tenebrosa (Australian red waratah sea anemone)
Lineage: Eukaryota; Metazoa; Cnidaria; Anthozoa; Actiniaria; Actiniidae
Product: START domain-containing protein 10
Molecular function (GO): lipid binding
Source: RefSeq, a predicted model, not a curated record
UUCCAUGGGCUAAUAAUGUUUAUUCAAAGACAUAAAAUAUGGCGAGGGCGUCCUAAACAACGAAAACGUGGGAAUUCACCGGGCCUGAAUAUUCCUCCCACGAGUUUUUAGGGGUGAUCCUCAGACGCCUGCGUUAUUUGGCUGUGAUUGGUUAAUUCACUCGGGUAUUACGUCAUGAAUAUAUCGGCAAAACUUCGUUUUGAGUUAGUCUCACAGUUGUCUCACGCGCGGAGUUACGUAGUAAACCAAGGAGGAGAAAACGCUUGAAAAUAUCUCCAUUUAUACCACCUAGAAAAACCGUAAACGAAAGCUAGGUCUCAAAAGGGUCUAUUCUAGUUAUUUUUCUUGCUGUUUGAGAGAUAAAAGAGCGUUGACUGCGGGACAGCCGGCUCAUGACUAUCGACGGUUCAAUGAAAGUUGGAGAAGUUCGAGUUGCGAAAGCAGAGGAUUUCGAGCAGUUUAAACGAUUAGCCGAAAGCACUGAAAAAUGGUCUCUUUUAUACGACAAACAUGGGAUCAAGGUGUUCUCAAAGUUCACAGAAGGGACUUCAGUAAAGAUGAUGAAGGUGGUUACACAAUUUAGUGAUGUUCCAUCCAUGGUUCUAUACGAUGUUCUUCAUGACCCAGAGUAUAGACGACACUGGGAUGAAAAUAUGAUAGAAUCAUAUGAACUAUGUAAACUAGAUGGAAAUAACGACAUAGGAUAUUACUCAGUCAAAUGUCCUGCACCAAUGAAAAAUAGGGAUUUUGUGACUCAGCGAUCAUGGUGUUGUAAACCAGAAGAAUUUCUAAUUAUAAAUCAUACAGUACAUCACAAGGCGGCCCAGCUUAAAAAAGGCUUUGUACGUGGAGACUCAAUUCUAACAGGGUAUUAUGUUAAAGCAAGAACUAAUGGCUGUUCCCUUACAUACGUCGCUCAAGUAGACCCAAAAGGUAUCUUACCAAAAUGGGUUGUCAACAGAGUUUCAAGCAAGAUUGCCCCCAAGGUGAUACACAAACUCCAUAAAGCAACAAUGGGAUACAAGGAAUGGAAAGAAAAUCAUUCCCCUGAAUACAAACCAUGGCUCAAACCAGAACAAAGCACCUUACCUGUGAUUAAAAAAGAAGACUUAGAAUACACAGAGUUGGUCUUUGAGUCAGAACAAGAACAAGAUACUAUGCAAGAACAAGAAGAUAUUGGGAAUGACACAGAAACAUACUCAAGCGAGGAUAAUCUUGAUGAUAUUUUAUGACAAGGAUCAUAAAAAUGAAUCACUACACUACUGAAAUUUAAUAAAUUAAUAAUUAUCAAAUCUUGAAAUAUAUUUUCAUGUAAUGCAAAGGUUGUUAAAUAGCCUUUAAAAAAGAUAGAAUAUUGAUGAUUACUUCAUAAUUUUUUGCUGUAAUGCAAUGUUAGGAAUUGAAUAUGUAGGUUGUAUAUUUUGAUUUUAUUGAUUUUGUAUGUGAGAGAGUUAAAUGUGAAACACAGUGCUAUAGUACUAGUUGAUGUGACGUGAGCUAUUGUUGUUACUAUGCCAAACCUAUAUCAAUUAGAAAUGAAGCAACCUGGUAACAGCUAUUGUGAUAAUGUUUGGCAAAUUAACAGCACAAUGCUAAAAUCGUAAACUCCAACUAUUGCUAUAUUAUUUUUGAUAUUUUGAUUUUAAGUAAUGAGACUUGAUUAUGUUUAUUUGUGUGCAGCCUUCAGAGCUGGAGGUCCACAAUUCAAUCCUCAGGAUUUGCACCUCUCAUUUGACUUCUCUCUAACAGAGCACUGAUGGAGAGAGGUUGUAAAGUGUGCAGGAAGGAACUACCGAUGUUAAUAUUAGUUAUUUUAUCUUUUGUUGUGAUUGAGAAUCAUGUCAUAUUUUUGUCUUUGGAGCACAAGUUGGGUUCAUCAAGACAUAUUUUUUAUACAUACUGUAACUGCACUUAAUUAAUUUAAAUAAUGAUUCCAUUCAACUUUAAUAGUAAUAGUUAUCUUCCAUCUACCUCUUCCUAAAGAUAGGUUUCACAAUAUUUAUUCUAAAAAAAGAUAGAAAAAUAGUGACUGGAUGAGAAGAGAAAAGGUUGUCAUAUUGGUCUCACUGAACUAGCUCCUACAUUACCAUCUUUUUUCUUUUCUUUGGGCUACUUAAUUUAAUAUUUGAGUAGAAUGAAAUGACUAAACCUGCGAAAUAGAUAUUAGACUAAUACACAUUAAGCAGACCAUUAUUCCAUUGUUUUCUUUUGCCUGAUAAGUUUUCUUUUGUGUCUUUGAUUUUUACAUGUUGACUAGUAUAUCUUAUUUCACAGGUUAAUUGCAUUUACUCCAAUACAGAGGCUAGUUUAAAGCCAUUAGUAAAAUGAAUGCUAAAUAUUUAAUGUUAAUAAAUUAUUAGUUAAUAAUGGUUGUUCAUUGUCAACAACAAUAGAUUCUCGAUGUUGUUCUUUAACAAUACAUUAAUAACAUUCAGUUUAAUUAAUGGUAAUAUCAAGUCUGUUAUUUGCUAAAAAAAGGUGUAGCUAUGCUGGCAGAACUACACAAAAUAUUCACAGAUGUAAUUAAUAAUUCAGACCUUUGAGGUAAAAUUUGUCACUAAAUUCUUGAGAAAGUUCAUAUUAAUAAAAACCAUCUAAAUUGAAA